UCAUUGCAUCCCCAUUCUCCCAUAACCAUUCACCACCCGAAAAUCUAAUAGCUACCCAACAAAGAAGUCUCAACUUCAACUCUUCUCUACUAGGCAAACUAGCAAUGGCAAGAAAAAAUUGUAAUGUUGGUCAGAGAGCAUGGAACAUCCUGCGUCUAGCAUUGUUAUGGGCAAGAAAAGGUGGUGUUUUCAAGAGACGUUUGAUGGUGGAACUACGUGUUUUACCCAAGUUUCUUAAAAGCCUAACCCUAGGCCACACUACUUCUACAACUCCUCGCACCCAACUCUUUUAUAGAGAGCGCCAGCUCUCCUUCGACAAGACACCUAUUUUUCACGUCAAGAUGCACCGCCCCGGGGCCUCCAUGCGAUUCCAUAUUCCUUGCAUUACCCCGCAAGUCGACUUUGAUUAUGACUUCGACGAUGAUGAAGGAGGAUAUGAAUAUGACGAUGGAGGGAGAAGGAGUUUCAUGAAAGGUAGAGAGGAGGAAGAAUAUGAGGAAAGAAUUCCGGAGGAGGAGAAAGAGAUUGAUUUGAGAGCUGAGGAGUUCAUAGCUAAGUUCUAUGAGCAAAUGAAGCUUCAAAGACAGGUCUCUUGUCUUCAGCACAAUGAGAUGCUAAACAAAGGCACAAGUUGAUUAUUUCCUGUCCUGAGACUUCUUUGCAGAUUCGUGACCAUUUCUUUGUAAAACAAGACUCUGUUGCGGAAUUUUGUAAGUAAAUAUCGGAAGGUUUCCGUUGAGUUCAAUAAAUUCUUGCGAUUUUUCCUUAAAAUGAUUAUCGUUAUGCAUUGAAUAAUGAGAAUACUCAGAGAAAUCAACCAUACAUUCAAGACAAAUUAAAUGUACCAUUAAGAUUUUC
Molecule: messenger RNA, 858 nt
Organism: Hevea brasiliensis (rubber tree)
Lineage: Eukaryota; Viridiplantae; Streptophyta; Magnoliopsida; Malpighiales; Euphorbiaceae
Exons: 1
Coding region: 105-635 (176 amino acids)
Source: RefSeq, a predicted model, not a curated record